Xenopus laevis (African clawed frog) is the source of this 2825-nucleotide messenger RNA. It is a transcript of the gene avpr1a.S, whose product is annotated as arginine vasopressin receptor 1A S homeolog. The coding region runs from base 384 to 1637 and encodes 417 amino acids. NCBI's taxonomy places the organism in Eukaryota, Metazoa, Chordata, Amphibia, Anura, Pipidae. The record is from RefSeq and is a predicted model, not a curated record. Gene Ontology annotation, molecular function: G protein-coupled receptor activity; peptide binding; vasopressin receptor activity. Gene Ontology annotation, cellular component: plasma membrane; membrane. Gene Ontology annotation, biological process: cellular response to hormone stimulus; signal transduction; G protein-coupled receptor signaling pathway. The transcript is spliced from 2 exons.
UCAACUGGCAGUUAGGCACAUUAAAAAAGUUAAAAGGUUGAUGGAGGAGUGUCUUUUUUUCAACUUCACUUCCUAUGUUACACAAUGUGUUAGUAUGUACACAAGCCCCUUUUCGCUGCUGUUUAAUGUGCGUGUGUUUAGGGUAGUGACAGGGAGGGAACACUGUAUAAUGGAUGAGGAGGAGACAGUCCGUGUGGGGCAGGAGUGAGAGUAACAAGUGGGAAUGAUUCCAGCCCGUGAGUCACAAGUGUAUGAGCAGCCCCAGAGCAGACAAGUAUAAUAUCUGCCUCUUCUCAGCGCGGGACUCAUUUGGCCCCUGAAGGCAGCAGUUGGUACAGGCCGGCGGCACAGCUCUAUUUUCCUCAGACAGCGGUGAGGGCGCAAUGGAUGUGGUCACGCUUGUGUCUGACAGUCAGCAGCAGCACGGAGUUAACGUGGCCGACGCAAUGGGAGACGCUGGCAGCGCAAACUCUUCCCUGUUUAACAGCAGCGACAGCGGCCAGGGAAACAAGACUGGAGACCCUUAUGUCCGCAAUGAGGCGCUGGCCAAGAUCGAGAUCGCCGUAUUAGCCGUGAUCUUCGUGGCGGCGGUGCUGGGCAACUGUAGCGUGCUGCUCGGGCUGUACAAGUCCAAGAAGAAAAUGUCCCGGAUGCACCUGUUCAUCAAACACCUGAGUGUGGCCGAUCUGGUGGUGGCGUUCUUCCAGGUGCUGCCUCAGCUGUGUUGGGACGUCACCUACAGGUUUUGGGGUCCGGAUAUCCUGUGCCGCGUUGUGAAGCACCUGCAGGUGUUCGGCAUGUUCGCCUCAGCCUAUAUGUUAGUGGUAAUGACUGCCGACCGCUACAUUGCCAUCUGCCACCCGCUGAAGACCCUACAGCAGCCCACCAAGCGGUCCUACGUGAUGAUCCUGGGCGCCUGGCUCGUCAGCUUCCUCCUCAGCACCCCGCAGUACUUCAUCUUCUCGCUCAGCCGAGUGAAGGAGGGCAGCGACGUGUAUGACUGCUGGGCCAACUUCAUCGAGCCGUGGGGGUCGAAGGCUUAUGUCACGUGGAUCACCGGCGGCAUCUUCGUGGUGCCCGUCAUCAUCCUCAUCACCUGCUACGGCUUCAUCUGCUACAACAUCUGGAGGAACAUCCAGGGCAAGACCAAGCGGGAGGAGACGGAGGGGAGGACGAGCCGCGGGCUGUUGUCCACCUCAGUGAGCAGCGUCAAGACCAUCUCCCGCGCUAAAAUGAGGACUGUGAAAAUGACUUCAGUCAUAGUGACUGCCUAUAUCCUCUGCUGGGCGCCUUUCUUCACCGUGCAGAUGUGGUCUGUGUGGGACCAGAACAUCGAAUGGACCGAUUCAGAGGACUUUAUGAUCACCAUGACGGCACUCUUGGGCUCUCUGAACAGUUGCUGCAACCCUUGGAUAUACAUGUUCUUCAGCGGGCAUCUCCUGCAAGAUUUCAUACACAGCUUUCCCUGCUUUCAAAAAAUCAAGCAAACUCUCACCAAGGAGGAUUCCGACAGCAGCACCCGCAGGCAAACCUCAUUCACGAGGAUCCAGACGAGAAGUCCAACCAACAGCACAGAUACCCUGAAGGAGUCCCCCAGAUCCAGCAAGUCUAUCAAAUUCUUGCCCAUCCAAACCUGAACUUGUUAUACAUAACAAAUAAUACAAAGCAAGACAGCUAUAUACUGUCAAAACAAGGAUAGAUGACCCAUGGCUAUUCAUAUCCUUCUGUACUACAAUUCCCAGCAUUCUCCAGCAGAAAAUAAAAUCCUGCGGCCUGUAGUUUCGAAGCAGAUGGAGGGCCGAGAUGCAGAAUCUUACAUCUAAAACGUUGUAUUGUGCACAGACUUUACCAACUAGUAAAUGUGUAAAUGAGUAAUGUGUGGCUUAUAUCAGGGAUGUUCACCCCACGGUCCUAAUUCUAUUUUUUUUUAACAGCAGUUUGAAGCCCACAAUUUGGGCAGCCCCAUUUUCUGAACGUAAAAAUUCUAUUUAUACUGAAUAUUUCAAAUAUUUUGUACAAAGUUCAUACAGUUUCUAUCACUGGUUGGUUUACCAAUGAAUAUAGUGGGAGUAUAACCUCAAGUACUUACAUUAUUAUUGUUCUACAAUUUCCAAUAUGUCCAGCCCUCCAGCUCAGCGGGCAGGAAGAUGCUUGGAGCUGAUGCUUUGCUCGGCUUAUCUAUAUUUCCCAUGAGGCAAGAAUGCUAAAACUGUAUGUUAUGUUAUUUUGCGUUUCCUUGUAUUCUAGCUAUAAUAUAUCAGUGAACCAGAAUGAGACUUCUAUUAUAUCUUUCGCCAGAGAUAGAGACAAAUGUGUGCCUAUAUCACAAACAGGCAGGAGAUGUUUAUCCUGCUCCCCUACUAUGGAGGUAGACAUGAAAAAAAUAAUAUAAUGAAAAUGAAGAUUGUGGGAUUUCUUAGCAGUAGUUGUGCUUUAUCGUGUAUUUUGGGUGCCACUGCUUCUCCCCUUCAUUGUAUAAUGUAUUUAUGUUCAUAGAAACUAGUGUACCAUUAUUUAUACGUUAAUACUGUGUGAAUGUAUCUAUAUAUUCUUUACUGUACAAGCGGCUAAUGGUACAUGGGACAGUUUUUCCAUAGUGCAGUUUAGCCGGAAGAGAAAUGCUUGAAACCACCCUAAAUUAUUGGGAGGCAGUAUAGGCAGUUUUUAAGUGCUCACCCCCUUGCUAAAAUUCAGGACAAUAGCAUGUGCUAUUAGCCCAUGGACAAAAUACCAGUUCAGGCAGCUGAAUCUUUCAGCAGAGGUGUCAGGAAGCUGCUAUCUGGUUACCUUCCAAUUGUUCUGUUGAUAGGCUACUGAUGGGCUGC